Molecule: messenger RNA, 1381 nt
Organism: Limulus polyphemus (Atlantic horseshoe crab)
Lineage: Eukaryota; Metazoa; Arthropoda; Merostomata; Xiphosura; Limulidae
Product: acid sphingomyelinase-like phosphodiesterase 3b
Exons: 4
Source: RefSeq, a predicted model, not a curated record
AUAAAUAAAGAAAAGGUUUAUAUUAUUGGACAUAUUCCUCCAGGGGCUUAUCCUCGUGGGUUUUUUCCAGAAACUGGUCCAAACUUCUUUUAUUUUCAUUCAUUCAACAAGAAGUUUACCCAUAUUGUAAACACUUACCAUGAUGUUAUUGUUGGCCAGUUCUUUGGUCAUCUUCAUCUCGAUAGCUUCAUGCUGUUCUCAGAUAAUCAAACUGUCCUGAGCUCCCUCUUUCUCAGCCCUGCUGUGACUCCCUGGUACGAGCCAAACAAGGAAUUGUAUUCUCCUGUCAACCCUGCUGUCAGGUUGUACAAGUACAACAGAACCAGUGGAACCAUUCUAGACUACAGCGUAUAUUUUUUGAACCUUACUAAGGCAAACAGCCACAACAACCAGGGUGAUGUGGAACAACCUCAUGAUUCCCCUAGUGGCAAGUUGGACACACCACAAGAUAUGUUGUCAUGGGAACUACUGUACACCUUCACUGAAGCCUAUAACCUGUCCGACGUCAGCACUUCCUCACUGGCCCGGCUGCACGAUAAGCUAGUUAAUUCUGUGGAAACAUUUCAGCGGUACUUCCAGUUCUCAACCGUACAGAAAGUAAUGUUUCCUUGUAAUUCGACAUGUCGACAUUUCCAUCUGUGCUCUGUGGCUAAUGUCGAUCUUGGUGCUUAUAAUGCUUGCGUCAGCAUGCAGGAGUACGCCACCACUCCGGACUUUAGCCAAGAUUAUAACGUGACAUCGCCAACUUCGUAUCCUGCAAGUAUCUCCGAGAUUUUUCCCGACAAUUCGGAACCCGGAGAACCAGAGCCAGUCAUCAGCGACGCAAAACCAGAACCCGAAUCUCACACCACACGUAACGUCCUCGUUGGGAUAAGCAUUGGUCUUGUUGCUGCGACUCUUAUCAUCGGAAUUGUUCUCCUCCGCAAGCGAGCUCGUCUGUUUCGUGGUCCACGUUAUGUGUUCUUUCCCUGAUAAACUCGAGUACACGGACAGCUUGUUGCGACAAAUACUUCUAAUGAUUAAUGCUUUGAGUUUAUAUAGAAAAUAUUAAAGUCUUUUAAACUCAUAUAUUUUAACUCUUUAUGACACAUGAUUCUGUAAUAUGAUGUAUUUAGAUCCCUGAGCAUGCUAAGCAAAACAACUGUGUUGUUAAUUUUUAUAAUCUAUCAAGACGUUUCAUUUCUUAUGGGUAAUGCAUUUGAUCUUAAAGAUAGGUUUUGUUUUAUUUGUCAGAGCUCUUCGUGAAUUUUAUUAAACAUGAAAAUGGUUAUUUCUUAUAAGAAGAAUUUAUUUUUGUACUGGUAUGCUACAGUUUAAAACUGUAAUGUCACUGUUGACGAUUGAGAUUUCUAUAGUAUGUUAAUACUCGAGAGGGUAAAGA